AAAGUUGUGUGAGUGCACCACACCACAUUUUUAUUCUAGGUACAUUGGCUAUUACCAUAGAGAAAGUUAGGCUAUUGUUUCUCUAUGCUAUUACUCUUAUAGUAGCGUAGAGAAUCUCAAACUCAAUCAAUAUGAUAGGAUUGUAUUUUACAGCUGAAAAUAUUUUGCUCUUUAGGCCUAGGUCAAACUCAACUUGUUUACUUUGUAAAUUAAAUAAUAAUCUUAUUCAUUUAUUAUGGUUAUGAAAGUGAAUUCAAGUAGAUAAUUUAUCGAACUAACGUUUAUUACAAAAACAUUUUCAUAAGAAAAGAAUAUAAAAGCUAUAGUAACAACAUCGUCUGGAAGGUAAAAAUAUCAAAGGAUGGGAUGUGUUGGAAAUUUGAAAAAGAGAAAGAUUUUUAUUAUAAUGGUGUUUUUUGGUUUCGCAUUAAACUUUCUAUUUAGGCACGUGGUUCACAUGGCUUUACUUGUUUACACUUUUGAAAAUGACCAAGCAUCAAAAGCAUUAAACGAGAGAGCUAAAUUGCAAUUUUUCUAUGGUUAUUCCGCACUUCAGAUUCCUUGCGCCAGAUUGGCCGAAAUAUUUGGUGGGAAAACUAUAAGUGGGGUUGGAAUAUUGUUUGCGUCGUUAUUAUCGGUGAUCAUGCCAUUUGCAGUUCAAAUCGGAGGCUUUGAGAGUCUAAUAUUUAUUAACUUUUUUAUCGGAAUAUCUUUGGCAGGAUUCAUUCCCGCCAUUUUCAAUAUGGCGUCUAAGUGGAUUCCUGCUGAAGAGCGUGGCAACCUGGUGAUAGCUUUUGCUGCUACGCAACUGGGGCAGUCUUCUCUGGCAGUGUCGAUGCAGUUUCGAAACACCCUAUCCACAGAAGUAGUAUUCAUUAUACCUGCAAUUCUCGGAAUUUUUUGGACGCUCUGCUGGUAUAUUCUAGUAAGUGACAGCCCACUUACACACCCAACUAUUACCCGAGAGGAAAGAAAUUAUAUUGUUCGUAAGAAGGAAAGUCAAGGAACAAUCUACAACGUGAUUGAUUGCCCAUGGUUUGAAAUAUUGUUCGACUCGCAUGUUUGGGUAAUUUGCUCUGUUCAUACAUGUUAUUGGUUUUCAGCUAUUUUUCUCACUACAAAAGAGGAGAAUUUCUUAAAAGAAAGGUUCAAUUUGAGUCCUCUAGAAAAUCCUUUACCUAUUAUAUCGCCAUACUUCUUAGCGAGUAUCACUAUUUUUCUGUCUGGAAUACUCAUUGAUUUUUUGUACAGUAUUAAUGUACCGCUAACGUAUCUGCAGAAAAGUUGGACAUUGAUUUCCACGUUUAUUCCUGCUAUUGCGUUGGUGGGACUUAUUUCGUGCCAAGACAAUGUUCAAUUAACAUUGUUCUUCUAUGUGCUGGGAGUUACAUUCUCAUAUUGGGUGAUAGGUGGAUAUUACCUGAGUUUUUUGGAUAUUGCUCCAAACUUUGCUGCUACCCUGAAUGGAAUUGCGGCCACAAUUGCUAAUAUCGGAUUGAUAAUGAUACAAGAAGUGAUGCAUGGCCUGGAUUCAGGUGGUGUUGAUAAUCAGCAGAUUUGGGAAAAUAGACAUUCUUUUGUUAGUGCUCUCUUAUUUACUGCUGGAAUACUUUAUACAUUAUUCGGAAAUAGUCACUUUGUCGAUUGGAAUAUACCAUACAAAUAUGAGGAUGUUUAAUGUUUGAGAAAUUGAAACUAAUGUCUACUAUAUUUUGUAAAGUGCAUUUUUUGAAAAAAAUAUCUUCUGUCAUUUAUCUUUUUAUUUCGUCUUUGUAGUUUAAAAAACUAACAGUUUUAUCAAAAUUAAUAUUAAUGCUGUGCUUUAUACUGCAAUACCACAGUGGGCCCACCUUUUCUUUUCAGAAAUAGCUAGAAAAUGAAUAUAGUUUUCUUGAUAAUCCAGGUCAAAGAUAAUUUUUUAUUCUGUUACAGAAUAAUCAGUAAUUGUUACUAUGAUUGCAGAAUAAUUGACCGAACGGAGUGAGGUCUAAGAUUCAAGUCAACGGUUUGGCAUUUCUUACAAUGUUUAA
Molecule: messenger RNA, 2030 nt
Organism: Nilaparvata lugens (brown planthopper)
Lineage: Eukaryota; Metazoa; Arthropoda; Insecta; Hemiptera; Delphacidae
Product: sialin-like
Exons: 1
Coding region: 362-1678 (438 amino acids)
Biological process (GO): monoatomic anion transport; transmembrane transport
Molecular function (GO): transmembrane transporter activity
Source: RefSeq, a predicted model, not a curated record